Molecule: messenger RNA, 1212 nt
Organism: Opisthocomus hoazin
Lineage: Eukaryota; Metazoa; Chordata; Aves; Opisthocomiformes; Opisthocomidae
Source: RefSeq, a predicted model, not a curated record
AUGCCCAGAGUUGACCCCAACAAGGAGCGCCGGGAGGCUGUGAAGCGGAAGAUCACACAGUACCUGAGGCGUGCAGAGGAGAUCUUCAACUGCCACCUCCAGCGGGCUGCAGGGGGUGGCAACCCCACCACCACGGGUUACAGCAGCCUGCGCUUCCGGCCGAUCAGGACGCUGAGCUCGGCGGUGGAGAACCUGAGGCGGUGUAAGGUUGUGGGAGUGAUCGACAAGGUGCAGGUCGUCCAGGAUCCGGCCACUGGUGGGACCUUUAUACUUAAGAGUCUCCCCAAAUCCCACGUUGAGACCCGUGAGCGACAGACCAUCAUCCCUCAUGGGGUUCCCUUCAUGGUCAAGCUGCUGUGCUACUAUGUGAGUGAGGACUCCAUCUUCCUCCACCUGGAGCACGUGCAGGGGGAGACGCUGUGGUCUCACCUCCGCUCCAAGUACUGUGUCCAGCAGGGCUCUGCCGAUUCAAACACCGUGCAAGCCCUGAGGGACCGUGGCAGAGAGGACGGCCUCGGAAGCUCCCAGGGCAGCAGCCAAAGGCAGCUUUGCAUUGCCCCGUCCAGCUCCAGCAAGCCCCGUGGGCCUGACCCCGCGGUGCGGGAGCCCUCAUGGGGAGCGAGCCCAGCCUGUGGCCAGCUUGGAGAGGGGCUGCCCUCGGGACAGUGCCGGCCUCUGGCUUCCCGUGACCCCGGCCGGAGAGCGUGGGCUGUGGAAGAGGAGCAGGUGCGGCUGUGGGCAGCGGAAAUCCUCCUGGCCUUGGAGGGACUUCACCAACAGGGUGUGUUGUGCCGGGACCUCAACCCCAGGAACCUGCUGCUGGACGCGGCCGGUCAUGUUCGUCUCACCUUCUUUGGCCAGUGGACAGAGGUGGAGCCCCAGUGCUGCAGCCAGGCCCGGGACGAGCUGUACAGUGCCCCCGAAGUUGGGGGGAUCAUGGAGCCCACCGAGGCAGCUGACUGCUGGAGCUUUGGCUCUCUCUUGUACGAGUUGCUGACAGGAGUGCCACUGUCCCAAAACCACCCUUCAGGGAUUCAACUUCACACCCAGCUGCAUCUGCCGGAGCGGCUCAGCCUGGCUGCUGCAUCACUGCUCACUGAGCUCCUGCAGUACAACCCGAAGCAGCGUCUGGGCUCUGGAGGAGGUGGCAUGGCGAAGCUCAAGUCCCACUCCUUCUUCAGCACCAUCCCGUGGAACAAGCUCGUGGGCUAG